AGCUUUCAUUUAACUAACAAAUCAACAAUGUUGAUUCGGAGCCUUGUAGCUACUGUUCUGGUAUUCCAGGCAUGUUUAGCCGUUCCCUUCGGUUUGAAACCCAGGAUCACCGAUGGUGAAGAUGCCACACCAGGUGAAUUCCCUUACCAGGUCUCUAUUCAAUGGGGUGUUCCACCUUUUAUUCCUUACAAUCAUGCUUGCGGUGGUUCGAUUCUGAAUGAGAAUUAUGUCUUGACUGCUGGACAUUGCAUUAUGAAAAUUGGCAAGCUUAAAGUCUUCGCUGGCAAACAUUAUCUUCUUAAAGAUGAGACUACUCAGCAAGAAGUUGAGGUCCAAAGGGCUUAUGUUCACGAAAAUUAUCCAGGGGGUAUUGCUCCAUAUGAUAUUGCUAUUCUAAAAUUGAAGACUCCUCUUAUACUAAACAAAAGAGUAUCCGCUGUUCACUUACCCAAACAAGAUGAGGUACGAACCGGAAAUGCUGUGCUUUCUGGUUGGGGUUCUGUCUCCAAGGAAUUGCUUCCAGUACUUCCUGAAGUUCUUCAAAAGGUUACUGUUCCCUUGCUAGACAACAAAUCCUGUCAAAAUAAAUUUCCGAAAGAUAUCGUUGGUACACCAAAAGUCUAUGAUACAAUGAUCUGCACUGAUGCCGUUAGGGAAACAUCCGCUUGCUCUGGGGAUUCUGGUGGUCCAUUAGUUCAAAUUGAAAAUAACGUUUCCGUUCAAAUCGGUGUUGUUUCAUGGGGAGUCUAUCCAUGCGGCUUCAUUAAAUUACCUUCUGUCUAUACUCGUGUAGCUUCUUACACUAAUUGGAUCAAUAAUAUUAUAAAUUAUAAAAUGAAGCUGUUUGUUGAAUUAUCAUCAAACAGCAACAUGUUUCCCAAAGCAAUCGUUUUCUUCGCUCUCCUAGCGUUGGCGGUAACCGAGAAACUCCAUCUCGGUUUCCGUAUGCCGCCGAUCUAUCCGCCUUAUUUCCGCCCGAUCACACCGCAAAUUGUCGGGGGUGAGGAAGCACCAGAAGGAGGUUACCCAUACAUCGUUUCUCUUCAAAUUUCUGGUCAACACUUUUGUGCCGGAUCUAUUAUAAACAAAGAUUGGGUUAUGACGGCGGCACAUUGCGUUGAAGCAGUUUCUUCGCCAAGUAGUCUUAGAGUCGUAGCUGGAAAACAUAACAUUAUGAGGACCGAGGAUAGUGAACAAACAGUUCGAGUAUCGGAAAUGUUUAAACAUGAAAGAUACGGAGGUGGCGUGGGUCCAUAUGAUAUUGGUCUGCUUAGACUUCAAAGUUCAUUGGAGAUCACAGAUAGAGUACAGCCCAUCGAAUUGGCUGAACCAGAAAGUGAUCCAACGGGAGAGGCAUGGCUUAGUGGAUGGGGUUCCACAUCGAGAGGUAUUUUCCCAGAUAUGCCCGAUAAACUUCAACAAGUUCAGAUGGAAUAUGUCGAUCGCGAUACCUGUUACGAAGCUGUGCUAAAGCUGACUGGAUCUUCUCCCGUUCAUGAAACUAAUGUCUGCACUGGACCGUUGCACGAAGGAAUCUCCGCAUGCAGUGGUGACUCCGGUGGCCCCCUAAUCUCGCGUAUAGGAGGAAAACCGAUACAAACUGGAAUAGUUUCUUGGGGUAUUAUUCCAUGUGGUAGUGACGGUGCACCAUCCGUAUACUGUAGAGUAUCUGUAUUUAUCGAUUGGAUUAAUAAUAUAAUAACGAACAAUUAAUAACGAUUAUAUUGACGACGUAUCGAUGUAUACUGAUGACGAAUUAUAUAAUAUAUUAUUCAAUGUAAAAUAAAUAUGCAGCAUAAAUAAA
Messenger RNA from Pogonomyrmex barbatus (red harvester ant), 1804 nucleotides. RefSeq names its product trypsin-1. Gene Ontology annotation, molecular function: serine-type endopeptidase activity. Gene Ontology annotation, biological process: proteolysis. The record is from RefSeq and is a predicted model, not a curated record. NCBI's taxonomy places the organism in Eukaryota, Metazoa, Arthropoda, Insecta, Hymenoptera, Formicidae.